AUGACGAAUAUAAUACUCAGAUACUGUCACUUGUUGACUGAUUUUCUGCGGCAGAGCGAUCAUCUGGUGACUCCCAGUCCCCUGCGGUUGUCGGCGGGAGCACUGGAGCAGGAGCUAACACUACACCGCCGCCUUCUCGGUGGCUCUACACCGUGCACUCCCACCAUCGGCGUGGUGCGGGAACUGACCCGCAACGUGGAUCCGCAGGAGCACGAUCCGCAGCAUGUCUCCAUCGGCCCCUACCACCGGAAAAGGAGCCCCAACGUCUGGAGGUACAACGACAAGCUAGCAAGCCUCGAUGCCAUUCUUUCGGCGGCGACUCCUGCUAGGACGGUGGAGGCGUACAUCGCCGAGCUAGCUGCCGACGAGGUCCGUGCAAGGAGCUACUACGCCAACACGUUCGACGACAUGACGAGCGGGGAGUUCCUGCGCAUGCUGCUUCUCGACGCCUGCUACGUGCUCCACUGGUUCGGCAACGUCGUCGGCGUCUCCCAGAACGGGGCGCCAGCAGCCAAUGGCCACGUUCAGGGUGGCUACCACUACCAGCACCAGGCGGGCAGCGACAACAAGGAGGAGGUCCUCGCGGUGGUGCGCGACGUGUUCUACCUCGUGGAGAACCAGAUACCAUACUUCAUCCUCGACAAGGUCCACAAACUAACCUUUUCUGGUGGCACUAGCAGCGUUGUUCCACUUUCGGACACUAUCCCAGAAAACCUCUCCCAGUAUAUCCUGCAGAAGCAGCAGUACACGAUGGCAAGGAUCACGCUUCCGGCGGAGCCUGGCAACCUCCUGCACCUUGUGCACAUGCACUUCUUGAAGCCCACCUCUACCGUAAGUGUAGUAACCUCGUCACCAACCGGGCAGCAGCCAGUGGGAAGGUGGCGCACGGCAAUGGACUACUACAUCAGCGGCGUGAAUUUGAAGAGCCGCCCCGUCGGCGCCGGGUUAACGGAGGCCCGCUGCAUCCUGGACGUGACGCUGGACACCAACGCUGGACACCGGCAGUGGCACGCUGGUGGUGCCCCGCCUGAGGAUCGACGCCGAGACCGGUCGGAUCCUGCGCAACUUGGUGGCGCUAGAGCAGCACAACCCCGUUGUCGGGAGCCACGUCACGGCGUACUGUGUCUUGAUGUCCCAGAUGGCGUGCACCGCCAGUGA
Miscanthus lutarioriparius is the source of this 1158-nucleotide messenger RNA. The record is from the annotation of a GenBank genome assembly. NCBI's taxonomy places the organism in Eukaryota, Viridiplantae, Streptophyta, Magnoliopsida, Poales, Poaceae.